Messenger RNA from Pelmatolapia mariae (spotted tilapia), 8457 nucleotides. It is a transcript of the gene siah1, whose product is annotated as siah E3 ubiquitin protein ligase 1. Gene Ontology annotation, cellular component: cytoplasm. NCBI's taxonomy places the organism in Eukaryota, Metazoa, Chordata, Actinopteri, Cichliformes, Cichlidae. Gene Ontology annotation, molecular function: ubiquitin conjugating enzyme binding; zinc ion binding; ubiquitin protein ligase activity. The transcript has 3 exons. Gene Ontology annotation, biological process: multicellular organism development; proteasome-mediated ubiquitin-dependent protein catabolic process. The record is from RefSeq and is a predicted model, not a curated record. The coding region runs from base 5570 to 6466 and encodes 298 amino acids.
CUUAUACCAGUGUUUCCAGCAGGCUUUUUAACCGUAUCUGUCCUCAUUCCUUUUGUAGUCCUAGCUACGGGGUGAGUUGUUUCCUGUUUUGGGAAUUUGGUGCUCUUAAUUUACUUCACUUGGACAGCACCUAACACACUGUAAUUGUCUAAUGUAACACAUGGAGGGGUAUGCAAGAUGACUUUUAUUUCACCUUUUUGUCAAACGUGCAUACACUACUGUGUGAUCGCCUAUUUUCUAAACAGAACAUUGCAUAGCUUUUCCCUUUUUGUGCUUCUCCUGAACACAGCAGGCUGUGUGCACAGUCAUUGUUUGUGUCUGUUCUUUCUGCCAUCCUCCUGUCCACCCUCUCGACACAGUGCAGUAUCUCUCUCUGUCUGGUUAGCUGACUCACUGUUUCUGUCUCUUCAGUCUCUUUGCGCACAUGAUUUUUACCUCCUUCGCACACCUUUUGCUGCACCCUUCUCGGUAAUGUAUAAUUUUGCUAUAAAGGAGAAGAGUCGUCCUGAAUUACUCAACAGUAUCAACAGUGUGUUUAGAUUUUUUUUUUUUUUGGUGGGGGGGGUGAUAAAGUAAAUUCAGGCUGCAGAAGUCAUUUCUAAGCCACCUGCUAACAACAAAAGUUUGCUGCUCAUCUAUUCUUUUCCUUUUUCUUGGGAGCAGCACCUCCUUGGCCUCUCAUGUGUCAGCUAAACAAGUGAUGCUAUGUUUAUCCCUACACACUCCAUUUAGCUCUGCAUGUCGCAGCUUGUUAUAGCCUUAUAUGCUGCAAACUACUUAUUGUUUCAUCAUAUGUAAUGUUCAAGCCAGGAAACUACAAAGGAGAAUAAUUCGGUAUCCUUUAGUCUGGUUUGUUGGUGGCAUUUUGUGCUAAAAUUCCAGCUGUUGUUAAUAGUAAUCUCUAUAAUAUUACCACUAUCAACACAAAAUAGCCCAGUAUCUGCACUUGUACUGUGUGUGUGUGUGUGUGUGUGUGUGUGUGUGUGUGUGUGGCAGCGCUGCUUCUCAGCUGCUAGACUACAAAACCCUUCUCCCCCUUUCAUGGCCCCUUGGUUGAGGUCCAGUGAUGAUCUAUUUCAGUAAAGUAUGUUGAGCCAUACAUUAGUUCUGUUCAGUAAUGCAGCCAGUAUUCUUCAAUAAGAUGGUGCUGCAGUGUACUCUCGUGUGACAGAAGUACUAAUCAGCCACACCCUAAGCACACAGACGUCCUUUCACAGAAACACAGCUGGUAGCUGACCUCCACAUUUACCAAAGUAGUAAGUUCAUGGUUGUCCUUUUUUCCCUUUCCCCCACUCUCACAUGAGCGCAUGAGGUGCAUGGCACAGUUGUCGGAGUGAACAGAACAGAUUCUACAUUUUCAUGAUCAUGUUAAGACUACAUUCAUAUGGCUCUGUUUUAUUUCAAUGUGUUUUUAUGUGGAUACCAAUUAUUGACAAGUACACAAGUUUUAUAAAGGUCUCAAUAGAUCUACAACAAAUGACUCUGCAGUUGUGAAGAAACUAUUGUCUUCAAGCAUAAGCGCUAAGCUGGUGAUGCUACCACAUGCUGGAUAUUUCAGUCUUGCCUUUGCCAAGCAGAAAGUCCUGAGCUAAUUUGGUCUCACUGUUCCUGGUGCUGUUGCUAGCAUGCUAGCUAGCAAAGAUGUUCUAUUAAUAGCUGCUAAGGCAGUAUCUGCAUCGCAGCAGAUGUGUUUACAGACAGGCAGGCAGGCACAGGGAGCACUAGCUAAUACAGCCUCUGAUUAGAUCCAGUUUUUUUUUUUUUUUUAACCUCAGCACAUGGCAUGAGUGUGUGCAUGUGAGCAUGCAGACAAGAUUUACCCUAGCAGGUAAGGCAGUGCUGCCUACUGGUAGCACUUUCUGCUGCUAAGCUAGACAUAAGAGGGAUGCUUACACAAGUAAUGAUGGGGUAGAUAAAAGCAUCACAUUCGACACUCGUGGCUACAGGGUUUCGCUAUUAUCUGGCAAAUGACUCUGCUGUCAGCAGGAAAUGAAGUAAUUAUUACUGCUAAAACAUGGGUUUUCAGUGCUGUUCGUGUGUUUUUCAGCAAAAUUGUGUAAAAAGCUGAAAUUUGUGACACUUUCUGGAGAGCUGGAGCUUGUGCAAAGAGAGCGUAUUCAAACUUGUGUGGCUCUAAAAUAGCACAGUACAGCGGCGGCCUUAGUGGAGGAUGGUCUCAAAGUGACCUUCUUAUUUAUUUGGUUUUUCUAAAGGUCUUCAAAAAUUGCUGGUUAUUGCUAGUUCUUUGAAUCACCAUCAAAGGGAAAGAGGAAGUGCUUCCCUUCUGUAAAAACAAGAAGGACCCAAAUGUUUUAUCAAACAUCAUAAUUUACUUGCUAAAUGGAGGUAAGUUGCCCCGGAAGACCUCAGAAGACCACCUAUGAGGGCCUCUGACUCAGCUACAGCGGCAGCUGAGUAUGUUUUCUUCUACUCUUUUUGAAAUUGUUAAAUUUGUGCUAAGUUAGGUGAAUUGAGCAGUCAUGACCAAAGCUUUGGCAGCAGUUUGCUGGUGGUGUUAAUUUCCCAGCUGUUUCGUCUGUCUACAUAUCGCUGUGGUGUCUCAUUGGCCGACUCUCCUCUUGUCUUCACCUCCCACACAUACAGUCCCUUCUCCAUAUUAUUCCUGUGUGCCGGCCCUCCCUGUGCUGCCUCUGUCUGUAGGUAGGUAGGGCUAUAAAAGGGAGCAGAGUAGGUGAUGUACUCCACCCAAAUCACUGUACUGACCUGAAAAAUGUGACCUGAGAAAUAUUCUUCUUAUCCCCCCCUGCCGCCGCCGCACACUCUUGUUCUUCUUGCAUCCUCAUUGCGGUGUCACUCCACCUUCCUUUUUUUUUUUGUUUUUGUUUUUUUGUUUUUAAAACCACCUCCUUCCUGACUCACAUGGUUAUGUCUGAUUCAUUCAGAUGGAAGCUUGUUUCCACCACUGGGGAAAAAUAUCCCUGACACUAGCUCACUCAAAAUCGUGUAGUGGACAGCAUCAGUCAGCUUUCAGUGUAUAGUAAACACGAACAAAGUACUAUUCAUGUUGGCGAGUAACGCAAGGAUUUCAUCAUUUCUUAAACCACAUUGAAAGUACUCAGCACUUUGCAUAUUCGUGCCUGCCAGCUGUAGCACUGGCAGCUGAUGCCAUCCACCUCCUGCUUCCGAGUAACAAAGCAAUGACGUACCUUUAAAAAAGCUUCCUGAUUUUUCUCUAAAUUUUGACUUAUGCUUCUCAAAAUUUUGAGUUAAUAACUCAAAGUUUAGGAUUAUGGAUGCAAUCAUUUUUUUUCUUUUCCAGUUGCUUAAACUAGCUUCCCUGCAUUCUCCUCUUCCUCAACACAAAAUAGUUUUCCUACCCGUCACAUUCGGCUGCCACCUCUCUCCUUUGCCUCACCGGCCAUCUCAUCCUUAUCCACAAACCUGUUACCAAGGCAACUACACAGCACGAUGGGAAACAUCAGUGCCACACACCACAUCAGAGUUCACUUUACUGUCUGGUUGUUAUUUAAUUAAAGUGACAGAAAAUCUGCGUAGCUGACUCGUUGCAGUGAUGACAGUGUUUUACACCACAGUGACAGAAUACUGAAGAAUACUCUUCCUGCACUGUAGGCUUUUUUUAAAGCAUGGUAGAAACCAUAAGAUUUGGUUUUCACAGAGAGAUGAAUUUAUUACCCCUUAAGAAUCCAUCCACUCUAAAUAUAAUCCAAAAGCUUGCAUUAGUCAUAUAAAUGAGGAAGUGUGGUAGAAUGACGAGUCUCCUGAGAUUGCGCCAAGUGGGUUAUCAUGAUUUCAGUGAGGAAAUGAAGCUCUCUGGUAUUGGCACGCUCUGUGUGCUACAGACUGUUUAACUAUGAAGUGUUUGUAAUUCUGGAGAUUAAACAUUAAGUGUAUGGCGACUGUAAUAAGCGCUGGACUGGGCCUAGCUGUGAGAGAAAGGAUUAGCUCAGCAUGUAGCCGCACAUCAUCAUGCAAGCUGCAACGUGUGGCCAGUGAGCACAACGGGAGGAAAGAAGCUGAGUUUCCUCUUGAUUUGUUGGGUUUUUUUUUUGUUUUUUGUUUUUUUGUUUUUUUUCGGUGUCGCUAACAGGACAAGACUUCCUGUUCUGUUCACAGAUGUUUGUUUAUGAACACGGAUAAAUAAAGUGGCCAUAUAAAACAACUACAUCACCAUCAGGCUAUAGCCAGAGGUUUGCAUUCCAGCAUCCUUUUGAUUUCCACACAGCUUGUUUACUUUUGUGCAACCAGACAGUACAAACAUGAUUCAGGUCAGUAGAACCGUCUAACGCUGGACUGGACACAAACGGGAAUCAAACCAUUGCCAAAAGAUGAUUGAUAUUCAUACACGCUGUACAUAUAAAUAUUAUUCAUUUAUUAUAUAAAUUGCAUAGUAAUGCAUUUCAAUUCUCAAACUAUACACAUUAGAUCAAUCCUCUUAUGAACAUGCAUAUCAUAAAGUAUUGAUUAACAUUAAAGGUCUGCCUGGUGUAGAGGACUGAGUGAUGGCUAGAAGGCGCCAGUAGGAGUAACACAGCAUAUUUAGUAUGUUGUCUAAGACCCCACAGCUGCUGAUACAGACCUGACGGAGACACUCGGUCUGAGCGAUGACUUUACUUCUACAUGCACUACAUGAACUUUCAACGCAUCAUAUAUCUGUCAUUCUGUUGUGUGACAACAGGAAAUGAAAUUGUAUACAUGAGAAAAGAUUUGUGAAUUUGGCUGUAGUUGUGAAGCAAAUGGAUAUAAAUUGCUAACAGAGACAGCUGAACUGCACUAAAGCACAUGAAGCCAAAUGAACAUGGAGAAAUCUGUGGCUGUCUGUUUGACGAAAAUGCUUCUUAAUGCCUGCGCAAUUUGUGGUCUUGCUUCAGCAUUUAAUUUUUCCUUAUAGCUCUGACCUGUGUAUGAACAGUUGGAGCUAACACUUUAGCUGCAUCAGUCCUGCUAGGACACAACAGCAUGGGCAUCAUCAGCUGAAGUAUUUAACAGGUCUUCUGUGACAAUUAGACAUCACACGACCCUUUUUUGAUAUUUUACCAGUCAUUAGGUUUGUCAUGAAGCCCACCACACACACAAAAAGAACUAGAUGCCCUUCCUGAUUUAUGCCUCCCAGAGAUUUGACUCCUCCCAGUGUUGAGUCUAUGAAUAUUUCAGGUGAUGGGUGAAUGUGUAAACGCUACACUAUGGCGCUAAAGCAAAACCAAAAACUACACCUUGAAUAACAGGAAAGUAAACGUCUUAAUUUGGGAACAACGUUAGCAACUUGGCUCAACAGUCAACAUAUGCUGUGGUGUAUAUAACAGUCAUAUAGCAUGUUGAUAACACUUUUUCUUUUACUGUAAAGUUAAAGGGGGAAAAAUUGCUUUAAUUUUGGUAUAUUUUCAUUGACAUGUUUUUUAACAAAUUGCAUGCUCUGCAACCAGCAUCAACAUCGUGAUGUUUGUCCUUCAUGUCCGUUGUCUUGUCUGUUUCUUCCACCUUCUCAGUGACCUGUUUUGACUCCGAUGUAGAGUAAGAGCUGCCAACAAAGGGAGGGCUAGACAAUUAGUCAUAUUUAUCUUUUAACUAAGGCUUUGUGGUAUGGUAAAAUAUGAUCUGCUUAUGGCUUUAUCAUAACCAUCCUCCUCUCUUGUCAGAAAUGAGUCGCCAGACUGCCACCGCGCUGCCCACAGGAACAUCUAAGUGCCCUCCCUCUCAGCGUGUGCCCACCCUUUCAGGCACCACAGCCUCCAACAGUGACCUGGCGAGCCUGUUUGAGUGUCCUGUCUGCUUCGACUAUGUCCUCCCCCCAAUCCUCCAGUGCCAGUCCGGACACCUGGUGUGCUCCAACUGCCGGCCUAAGCUCACUUGUUGCCCCACCUGCCGAGGUCCCCUGGGUUCCAUCAGGAACCUGGCCAUGGAGAAGGUGGCCAACUCUGUCCUUUUCCCCUGCAAGUAUGCCUCAUCAGGCUGCGAAGUCACCUUGCCUCAUACCGACAAGACCGAGCACGAAGAGCUUUGUGAGUUUCGGCCGUAUUCCUGCCCCUGCCCCGGCGCCUCUUGCAAGUGGCAGGGAUCAUUGGAUGCAGUCAUGCCUCACCUGAUGCACCAGCACAAGUCCAUCACCACACUGCAGGGGGAGGACAUCGUGUUCCUGGCCACAGAUAUCAACCUGCCUGGUGCGGUGGACUGGGUAAUGAUGCAGUCGUGCUUCGGCUUCCACUUCAUGCUUGUGUUGGAGAAGCAGGAGAAGUACGACGGACACCAGCAGUUCUUUGCCAUCGUGCAGCUCAUUGGGACUCGCAAGCAGGCCGAGAACUUCGCCUACCGACUGGAGCUCAAUGGGCACCGGCGUCGUCUGACCUGGGAGGCCACGCCACGCUCCAUCCACGAGGGCAUCGCCACAGCUAUCAUGAACAGCGACUGCCUGGUGUUCGACACAUCCAUCGCACAGCUGUUUGCUGAGAACGGCAACCUGGGAAUCAACGUCACCAUCUCCAUGUGCUAAAAACUUUGAAGAGAAGAGGAUUUAAAAAAACAAAACAAGUUACAUAUUGUCAGGGGGCAUUUUUUUUUUUCUUUGUUUUCUUUUUUUAUUAGAGGGGAGACCUCACAGUGCCCCACCCCUCUCUGCCUCACUCCUUCAGACAUGGAUUUGGACUGUCUCAUUAGGCAGCCAUGGAGGCCCGGGGGGGGGGAGUGAAAUGGAUGGCUGAAUGUUUGGAUGGAUGAGGAAAUGAAACAAAAUAACAUAACUGUGUAGUGACGGCUAUAGACUUGUAAACACAUUACGUGAGACCCGUGCGCCCACGCGGGGCCUCGCCCUCUGUUGGUCAUAAACGCGGACACAAACUGUCAAACUCCUUUCCUGGCCACGUGUCCCCUGUCUUGGAGUGAUUUCUCACCGCUCAUUUUAGUGUCCCUGAUUCUCACUCUCUCUCUCACACACACACACACACACACACACACACACACACACACACACACACACACACGUAUGAUCAAUCAACACACACACAUUUCAGACACUACGGCUCUUCGUGAGCGGAACGUGGAAGGGGCUCCGGUCCCUGACUUGAAGGAUCAAGCUAUAGUUCAAAACGGACUCCUGGUCAGUGCUGGAGGGCUUGCAAGACAGCUAGCACCUCCUGUUUGUAAUCCACCUCAGUACCCCUCAAGUCCCCCCACACUUUCCCUCACUUGGAAUGGAACGGUUCCCACGCUCCCCACCCUCGCAGGGCUAUGGCUGUGGCUGCUAUUGACUAUUUCAAACUGGAACCCUGAGUCCCUAAAAAUCUUUAUCUAAAAUGUGUAUCUUCACCUGUGACUGGGGAUCAUCACUCACAGACAUGGAUCGCUGUAGCACCCCAAUCCCCAAGUAACGUCCAGGAAAAGAAGCUUGGAUCUGUCUAAAGGGUCCCGGGAUUACUACAACUGCGCGAGCUCGUUUUGCUUCCUUCUGCUCCACACCGGUUCCUCCCCCCAAAGCUAAAGAUUGCGCAUCGGAUGCUUGUUAUUAAAUUGUUGACUGUCAUCAUCAAUUAUUAAACUUUGCUGUCAUACUGGUUGGAUGUAAGAAGGCCCUCAGCUACGUCAGCCCUGGAGUUUUACUUUUUUUUUUUUUUUUCCCUUCUAAUUUUGAAGUUUUAUUUUCAAAGUGGACACAUCAACGGCUUUCUGACAUGCCAAACGCACAUUGCUCUUUGCAUUACAGGCUCUGUGUGCAGGUGUAAUAAAUUGACCUAGGAACAAAGGGGUCCUUUUUUGUUUUUUUGUUUGUUUCUUUUUAGAACAAGGAGGAAAAAACCUAAACACUGCAUUUCAGAUGGAAGAAUUAUUAUUUCUCAAGUCUAUUUCUUUGGAACUAUUAGUGGGUGGUUUUUUUUUUUUUUUUUUUUUUGUGUGUGUGUGUGUGUGUGUGUGUGUGUGUGUGUGUGUGUGUGUAUGCGCGCACUGUCUUUGCUGAAAACCUGCUCAUUUUCUCGCGUCUCUUUCGUUUGUGCUCGGCCUCGUUUCUCUCUGUCUGCCAGUGUCGGCCUCACCGAUUGACUGAUCACCCAACAAGGAAAGAGGGACAGUUUCUACCGUUACAAUGUUGCUAUUGUUAUUAUUACAUGGAGAUUAUGACAAUUAUCGGUUUUUGUAUUGAAUUUUAAAAACAAACAUUAAAAGGCAAUUGUAAAAGUUGUGGCUAAACUUCAGUGUUUGUAGUUUAAGAGGAAAAAAAACAAGUUGUCGUUCUUCUGAAGGUUUCUUUUCUUCCAGAGUUGGGUUGCUUUAUUUUAUUUCCUCUUCAUUUAUUUGUCCCGCUGUCCUCUCAUUUGUGUGGUAAGUCUUCCCCCUCGAGCCCUUUUGUUUUUUGUUCAAGGAUUGAGGGAGUUCAAGCCAAUCAUCUCUCCAUUUCUCCUCAUGUGGAGUCUCAGUAAUGUUGCUGCUCUCCCUGAAGUCCUCCACUUCUUCUGUUUUAAUUUGUCAUUAAAUAAAUCUAUCUUUUUCAUA